CUUGCUUAGGCAUAGAGGCCCGCACGUAGCAACCAAAACGGCGGAGUCCCGGAGAGGCGCUGGAGAAAGUGCGGUCUGGCUCCUUAAAGCCCGAGUUCUCCCUUUCGAGAGAGCCGCAACCCCUGCUGUGAUCAAGCAAUAAAAAUCCCGCAAAGAGGAAGCCACUUUCCGCGUAAUCGCAGCGGCGGCAGCACCCGCACCCUCGCCGGCCGCAGCAUCAGCACCGCAGAGCCGAGCCCGGAGCCCGCCGCCCCGCAGGAUGGCUGUAGCUCCUCCAAGUUACUGUUUUGUGGCCUUCCCACCACGUGCAAAGGAUGGUCUGGUGGUAUUUGGGAAAAAUUCAGCUCGGCCCAGGGAUGAAGUGCAGGAGGUUGUGUAUUUCUCAGCUGCUGAUCAUGAACCCGAGAGCAAGGUUGAGUGCACUUACAUUUCAAUUGACCAAGUUCCCAGGACCCAUGCCAUCAUAAUAAGCAGACCUGCCUGGCUUUGGGGGGCAGAAAUGGGAGCCAAUGAACAUGGAGUUUGCAUAGCCAAUGAAGCCAUCAACACCAAAGAACCGGCUGCUGAGACGGAAGCUUUACUGGGAAUGGAUCUGGUCAGGCUUGGUUUAGAGAGAGGGGCGACAGCUAAAGAAGCCUUAGAUGUCAUCGUCGCUCUGUUGGAAGAACAUGGACAAGGCGGGAAUUACUAUGAAGAUGCAAACUCCUGCCACAGCUUCCAAAGUGCAUAUCUGAUCGUGGACAGUGAGGAGGCCUGGGUGCUGGAGACCGUGGGGAAGUACUGGGCUGCGGAGAAAAUCACAGAGGGAGUCAAGUGCAUUUGCAAUCAGCUCUCGCUCACGACUAAGAUCGAUGCAGAGCAUCCUGAACUCAGGAAUUAUGCUCAGAGUCAAGGUUGGUGGACGGGAGAGGACGAGUUCAAUUUUUCUGAAGUUUUUUCUCCAGCCGAUGACCAUCUAGCCUGCUGUUCAGGCAAAGACAGCUUAGAAAAGCAAGAAGAAAGCAUCACUGUGCAGACUAUGAUUGACAUCUUACGGGACAAAGCCAGUGGGGUCUGCGUAGACUCCGAGUCUUUCCUUACUACAGCCAGUGUGGUGUCUGUCCUGCCUCAGAACAGAAGCUUGCCAUGCAUUCACUACUUCACUGGGACCCCAGAUCCUUCCAGGUCCAUAUUCAAGCCUUUUAUCUUUGUCGACGAUGUAAAACUCGUCCCCAAAACACAGUCUCCCUGUUUCGGGGACGAUGACCCAGCCAAAAAGGAGCCUCGGUUCCAGGAGAAGCCAGACCGCCGGCAUGAGCUGUACAAGGCCCACGAGUGGGCCCGGGAGGUCAUGGAGGCUGACGAGGAGCAAGGUCAGAAGCUGAAGAAGACGAUGCUGGAACUAGAGAAGCAAGGCCUGGAAGCCAUGGAGGAAAUCCUGACCAGCAGUGACCCCUUGGACCCCACCGAAGUGGGGGAUCUCUUCUAUGACUGUGUUGACACGGAGAUUAAGUUCUUUAAGUGAAGUAAGCAUUCCCUUUCCCCUUCUUAUUUAAAAUUUCCCACCUUACUAAAUUACCAGCAAAACAAACCACUCUCCUGUCCGAGUAAAAUGAGAAAGUUCAGAUGUGUUAAAGUCACACUGUUCCCUUGUGUUCUGCCUUGGAUCUCACAACACCCCCUUCUUCUGCACCGUAGGCCCCCUCCUUCUGCAGUGUAACAUGUAUCCCAUUUGCCUGUGGUGCGAUUGUAUGACCAAUUGUGGAUUUUAAGCUGCUAUUAUUGUAUUUCAGUGACAAUGGACACAUUAGCCUUUUCAUGGGAGGACUAGAGUCCCUCAAGCCCUGAAAGACAGGCUCCACCGUGCCGAGUUUGCGGGAGAGGCAAAAUCUUUUGAAGUCUUUACUCCUUGUCUCAGUAGCGGUUUCUUUCAGGUUAACAAAAGGCAUUUCUUUGGCCCAGGGCUCUUGUGUGUGUGCUUGAGGGAGGCUUCCCGGCUUCCCUUCCCUUCCGCUGAGUGCAGGCCUGUAAUGUAGAAUGUCUCCAGCUGUGUCUUCUGAGAGACAGAACCAGCGCGAAGGAAUAACGGGAGCUCCGCUGCAGGCCCAGCUCCAUCCCGAGUCCCGUGAUCCCAAAGAACGCAUGCACCUUGCUCGUGUACAGUCCACCUGCAGGUGGACACGUGCCGCGCGAGCUGGAACCUGCCCAGUGUAGCGAUUCAGAGGCAGCCAUGGCGGUGACGUCCCUGGAUCAUGGCGGGGCUCUCCCACGAGGCACGGGGCUCUCCCUGCACAGCCCCUCACCCACUGCAUGGAUGCACCUGUGUCUAGAAAUGCUUCUGGGUCUGGUUAGCGCCAUCUAGUUUAGGAUUAAUUAAAUAGCCCUCUGGCAGAAGUUCCACCUCACAAAGCUGCAAAUUUCUCAGCUAAUGAGGGGAAGAGAAGGAGCAACUCUUGGCUGUUUGGAUUCCAGUUAAAGUAGCUGGAAUUUGAGCAGACACCCAAUGAUCUCAGCGGAGACUUUAAUUAAACUGAUUUGUUUCCCGUGUCUUGGGCACAGGAAGGAUUUGACUUACCCGCAGAGCCCAAGAAAGCGUGCGAGGAAGACCAGAUGGGCCCAGCACGGGGAAGACAGAGGGCAGGAAGGGGCCAGAUGGAUGGAGAAGCAUUCCACUCCAGGGUGACAGUCCCACCCCCGCCCUUCCUGCCCAGCCUGUUCUAUCCCACAAAGCUGUGGAGGAAGCCCCUGGCUCUCCCUAGUCCUUCCCUUUAUUUCUCACACCCUGCAUGGCCCAGUAGCUGCCUUGAGACUGGUAGCUGAAGUGGGCAGGUGGGGGCAGGGAGAGCUUACCUCCAGCUACUGAAACUCUCAACCACUCUUUGCAUGGAGAGGGGCAGAGAUGCUGGGAAGUGUGUGUUAAUUUAGCAGCUGGAGGGAGGACAGCAGCUGCAUUACUCCAGCCUCACUGUACCACCUGGGCCUAAUCACCUUCACCACUGAUAGGCAUUUGCAAAUGGAAAUACUGUGAGUGUCGGGAGUCUUGGAAGUGACUUUGAGUUAGUGACUCCUCAGCUGCAGUGUAUCAUAUGCCGUGAGAGCUGGAAGGGACUAGGGCCCCCUACGCAGACGUGGACACUGAGGGUCACAGGUUUUACUGGAACACAUCUUUUUUCCUACCAACUCCCCUGUAAGGGUGUAGGCAUAAGAGCACCAUGAGGCUUUUGCCCAGCGGUUUUGAAACUUCUGUAUGUAAAUCACUGGCUACAGGUGGUGAGAGAUGGGAGGAGUACUGGAGCUGACAAACUUAACAGCAGCUGUUCACGGGGGCUUGUGAUUCCCAAGUUUUGUCUGGGUUUGGCCUGGGCUCUCACUGUGGAUGAACUUAGGGUGUCCUCUUAGGUGGUGAGGCCAUUCUGAGAGCGUCUGUCCACAGCUGCUGAGCAGGGAAGGGUGAGGCUUGACGAUGACAUAUGUACCUCACCCCCUCCCAAGCCCACCUGCUGAGGGGUUAUUUAAAAUAAGAUGGUGCAGAAAGCGACUCUAAAAUUUCACCACGUGGUCUCCCCUCCCCCUAUCAUGGAAACACUUCAUCAGACCUGGCAUGUCUGAGAUACCCAAGGUGAUUAGGGGUUUGAUGGAAAGAAGUCUAGUGAGAAUAAAUUACAGAGGCCUGUUUUCAUUAUUAUGGGCCAAGCAAAGGUCACAGAUAACCCAGCCAGCCUUAUGCCAUUACCCAGCCAUUGUGCAGUGGGAAACAUAAUGGCUACUUCUGUUAGGGACAUUGACCUUAGUUAGUCCAGCAACCCAGAGAAGGGACAACUCUGAGAGUUGUCUUGGCUGAUGCUAUACAUCACAAUUGUGAUGCCACUGUCUUACCACUAGAGGGCGUGGCAGCACUUCUGUGGCAGAAGGUAAACAGGGCUAGGAUGCUUCCAUCAGGCCUGUACAGAGGUGAUCUACGUACACUUAAAACUUGAAUCAUAGCGGCGGACAGAUUCUUUGUACAUUGGGGUAUGAGGGGAAAGACAGGAAGAGAGCAAAGAAUCUGCUGAUGUGGCUUGUACUCACUUCUAGUGACAUAUUAACAGCUUGAAACAUGUAGUUGGAUUUUGGGUAUGCUGUUGCUGGGGGGAUGUUUGUUUUUAAAUGCUCCUAACAGACUCUGCUUUUGAAAAAUGCUUAGCAUUACAUGGAUAAUUUCUUGACCAGGGAUUGCUGUUCUAAAGGCAAAAUGGGGAAAAUGAAUAUUCAAGAUGAACUGUGAAAAUAAUGGUUUAAGGUCAGAGUGUAAAUAGCUUCCUAAAGUACCAUUUGUGUACCCAUUAAGACUUGGGGGAGGGGGAGGGGGCUGUUCAUGGCUUGUGCAGAGAGAAGACAUGGCCAUGAAGGACAGAAUCGCUCCCCUAUCCCCAUGCCCCAUAACCAAACAUAAGCUAGUUAGUCUUGGCUAGUAGAUGGGAUUUACCACUCAUACUCUGAGGGGCAGAGGCUCCAGUAAAAGUAAAUUAGCAAAGCAGAAGUAGUACUCUUUCAUCCUUGGAGGUGGUUUGGAAUUUUAGGUAGAAGGAUAUACUUGAAAUUGUGGUGAUUCUUUAGUGCCCAAUAACAUAAGACAGUGUUAUUAUUAGAAAGAGUCUUUCUUAUAAGCUGUCUAACAGAGCCUAGGUGUAUGCCUAUUAGAUAUUAAUGGUGAAGUUCCUUCACUAUUGGGUGGAUUAUUAGGUAUAAAAAUAAUUACCAACUAGGCAAACUACUUUGCUCCCUGAUGUCAUCCCACAUGGGUGCAGGUGUUACACAGCUCUGCCCAGCCUAGCAGGAAAGCCAGGUGGGACCAGUGUGUCUGUUAUGAAACCACUCACUGCAUUCUUGACUGAGGAGCAGUCAGGUUAUCUCUGGAGAAGGUCUUCAGCUGAGCUCAGCUUUCCGGAGGAAGGGAGGGGAACCCACCGAGCUGACUUUCUCGUGUGGAGGGGGCGGGGCGGAAGGUCACAUGCAUCCGCUGUCCCAGCACUGCCUGUGCUUCCCUGUAGCCUGGGCAUUUCAUUCCACACGGUCCUAAGUCCCAGCUCCCCUCCUGUGGUUUGUGUCAAAUGUGCUUUAUCUAACUGAAUCCAAACAUCCCAAGAUGUCACAUGCCGAUUUCUUGUGGGGAUGAACAUGUACAUGUUUGCAGUCAUGUUAUGAGAAGUUCAAUGUGUGAGCUGGAAAAUGCUGUGGGCAGGGAAUCAUAAAAAGGAAAGCCUGUUUCCUGCAGUGGGAACUGACCAUGUAGUCUUAACAGCCUUUUGUACGAAUAUCUACAAACCUGAUAACUUCCCCAUCCAGUGCUUGCCCUUGGAAUUGUCUCUAAAUACAUGAAGCAUACAAUAAAAAAAGUA
Molecule: messenger RNA, 5357 nt
Organism: Hippopotamus amphibius kiboko
Lineage: Eukaryota; Metazoa; Chordata; Mammalia; Artiodactyla; Hippopotamidae
Gene: SCRN1
Product: secernin 1
Exons: 9
Coding region: 260-1504 (414 amino acids)
Biological process (GO): proteolysis
Molecular function (GO): cysteine-type exopeptidase activity; dipeptidase activity
Source: RefSeq, a predicted model, not a curated record